Molecule: messenger RNA, 609 nt
Organism: Penicillium macrosclerotiorum
Lineage: Eukaryota; Fungi; Ascomycota; Eurotiomycetes; Eurotiales; Aspergillaceae
Product: HD domain-containing protein
Exons: 3
Coding region: 1-609 (202 amino acids)
Source: RefSeq, a predicted model, not a curated record
AUGGAGUCACUAUCGCCAUCCACUAAGGCCGACAGGCUAGUGAGUGCUCUGGAGCAGUAUGGCCAGGGCGACUAUAUUGGCGAGUCCAUCAGCCAACUAGAGCACUGUUUGCAGGCAGCUCAUCAGGCCCAGAAAUCUGGUGCUGAUGAUGAGCUGGUGAUUGCAGCUCUGCUCCAUGACAUUGGCCAAAUCAUUCCCUUGGAAUCAACUAAGGAGGUUCGCAUGAAUCUUCGGGGAAGUACGGAGAACGUGGGCCGUGUAGGCCACGAGGCCAUUGGCGCUGCAUACCUUCAAUCCUUGGGAUUCAGUCAAACAGUCUGCAAGCUUGUAAACAGUCAUGUUGCAGCCAAAAGAUACCUUACUGCCAUCAAUCGUGCAUACUACGACUCUUUAUCCUCAGCUUCACAACGUUCCUUGGCCUUUCAAGGAGGUCCGUUUCAAGGAUCUGAGCUGGAAGAAUUUGAACGAGACCCGCUCCGGGAGUCAAUGGUUUCGCUCAGGCUGUGGGACGAUGCAGCCAAGUUGGAGGGUGUAGAAGACACCACCCCACGCGCGCGAACUUAUUUGGACAUGAUUACUGCCCACUUGACACACGAGACAUCGCUGUAG